AAUUCAAAACUGUCGUGAACCGGAAGUAGAAGAACCGUUAACGGGGUCGCUUCAUGUGCCGACAACGUGUUUGUAGAGUUACAGAAAACAGAUUAACGCCGUCAUGACGUCGUUGGCUCACCAGUUGAAGAGGCUCGCGCUGCCUCAGAGCGACCCGACCCUGCUGACUCGCAGAGAGGUCGCCUCGCUGCUGUUCGACCCCAAAGAUGCUGCGACCAUGGACAGAAGCACCUUCUACGCCCUCGGCUGCACAGGGCUGGAGGAGCUGCUGGGAAUCGAACCGGCGUUCCUGGAGUUCCAGGACACUCUGUUCAGUCGGGCCUCGCUGACCCUGGAGCGCAGCGUCCAGUCCAAAGAGGUCAAUGAGAAGCUGGACGCCGGCAUCUCGCUCUUCCUCACCCGCCUCUCCCCGUACUUCCUUCUCAAACCGGCUCACAAGUGCAUCGAGUGGCUGCUUCACCGUUUCCACGUCCAGCUGUACAACGCCGACAGCCUGCUGGCCUGCGCUCUGCCGUACCACGACACCAACGUGUUUGUCAGAGUCCUGCAGCUCCUCAGGGUCAAAGACGCCACCAACCGCUGGAACUGGCUACACGGCCUGCAGAAACCAGGUGUCCCGCUGUCGAGAGGAGCUCUGAUCACUCACUGCUACACAGACCUGAGCUUCAUGGACUUCAUCUGCACCUUGGUCACCAAAUCCAUCCAGGCGUAUUCAGGACACUCAGGAAGUUGCUCCCAGCUCAGAGUGAUCUUCUCCUUCUACGCCUCCACCAUCGUCCCCGCCCUGGACGCCGUGGACAAAGUGUCAGACACCAUCAUUUCCAAACUGCUGCCGUACGUCCAGAGGGGUCUGAAGUCGUCGCUGACCGACUACAAAGCCGCCACCUACAUGAUCGUGUGCCAGCUGGCGGUGAAGGUGGUGAUGGAGGCGAGUCUGGUCGACAGCCUCGCCGUGCACAUCAGCAAGUCUCUGGUCAAAGAACCGGUUCUGGCCAAAGAGGGUCUAGGCUGCCUCAUCGUGCUGCUGCAGAACCAGAAGGACGGAGCCGCUGGACCCAGAGCGUUCAGCCGCCUCUGCUCGAUGCCGGCGCUCGUUACCACGCUGCAGGCGAUGGCGGCGGUCCACGACGUUAGUCCUCUGCUGCGUUACCUGCUGCCUUACCUGGUGAGAUCAGAGCUUCACCUGUUGUUUUCUGUCUCAGGUGAGGCGCAGACGGACGAGCUCAGCGUGUUGGAGUCUAUCCUGAAGUCGGUGCCUCUCACCAAAGGCCUGGACCAGACUGUGGCCCGUUUGCUGUUGGACAAGUAUCUGAGCCAGACCGAGCUCUCUAUGGAAAACCUGUCCGACCUCGACCGGCGUCUGCUGCCUCUGGUUCGACUGUUUGAGUCCAGAUACUGUGGAGCUCUGGACGCCGUCCUCUCAGGUCAUGUGACCGACCUCAGCAGCUCCGAGCAGAAACAUCUGUUCCACCAGUUUCUGUCUCUGUCCAUGAGCAGCGGAAAAUACCAGAUUCUGGGCGACUCGGACACGUCGCUGCUCCUCAGUCUGAAACACCCUCAGCCGUCGGUCCGAGUCUCGGCCGUGGAGCACUUGAUGGGCGUCCUCACCUCCGGACAGCCUGGUCCAAGUCCUCAUGCCCACGUGUCGUCCCAGCAGCAGCAGAGUCUGGACGAGACCUUCCUGAAAGAUGCCGUCAUGGACCGUCUGAGGGACGACGUGGCGGAGGUCGUGGCCGCCGCUCUCAGAGUCCUGGAGGUGUUGUUUGAUGUUUUGGACCCUGAAGACACCGUGUUGUGUUUACUGUCGCUGCUGCACAGAGUGGAUCUGUCGGACGCUGAGCGCUGGCUGCCAGUGCUGAAGGAGGCGGUGCGUUUACUGUCCGACCCGCGGCUGGGAAAGGGGGAUGUCGAACGGGCUCAGAGAACGGGCUGGAGGCUGCUGCUCUUCCUUGUGAUCACCGCCACCGGGCCAGACUCGGCCCAGCUCGGCCUCGCCUCCUGCAUCGCCCGGUCCUCCGUCCUCGCCCAGCACCCCCUCACCUUCAACUGGGCUCAAGAGCUGGACGACGUGAUGAAGAGGAGCUCUGAACCCGGCUUCGUCGGUUUGGUGAACCAGCGUCUCGUCUCCACGCUGACCAAGAACCUGGCGAACAUGGAGCACUUCGCCAAACGAGACGCUUUGGAGAAGCUGGCUCUGUUGGUGGAGCAGCAGAAGGGCUCUGGCCUCAGAGAGAGGGCGUCCCGCCUGGUGCUGACCCAGACUCUGCUGCUCGGCCUGGGUGAGCUGACCGAGACCCAGCACCUGCUCACCGCCCAGAGGGUCUACAUGGUGCUGGAGGCCCCCCUGCUGGAGGUCACCAGGGAUGCCGAUGUCCAGGAAGCUGAGUGUCACAUGACCGUCGCCUUCUCCUUCUCUGAGGCUCUGACUCUGUACCUGAGCAGGUGUGGGCAGCGGCCAGGUGAACGUCUGGACAGAGAAUACAGCUUCGUUCUGAUCUCUCUGCUCAGAGACUUCAUCUCGUCUCUCAGGUGUCACGACGCCUCCUUCAAAGGUGAGGUGUGGUGGAACCCGGAGAAGAUGGACACGAACACCUGCUGUUACCUGGGAUUGAUCUGCCGCCUCUUCAGUGUUGUCAUCAGUGGCGCCGGAGACGGGCCGGCGGCCGGCAGCUUCAGAGAGCUGAUGAAGCUCCUCAUCCAGGUCCACCUGUGCGAGCCGGCGAUGCUCUUCAGGUUUCUGUGCGUGCUGUGGGGAUACGGCAGUAACCACGGCGACCAGCUGGACGUGAAGAUCGGCGCCGUGCUGCAGACUCAGGCCCUGUACGUGGGCCGAGCUCUGCUCAGCGUCCAGCCCGCCGCCGUGCUGAAGGAGCUGGCAGCCCCGGACUCGCCAGUGGUCCCGUCCCUGCUGUGUUGCCUCAGCUCUCCGGUUCGUGAGGUCAGGAGGGCGGCCCUCGGCGCUCUGCAGAGCCUGUCAGGAGCCGACGCCUCUCCCCUCCAGCCAAUCACAGAGAGGCUUCUGAGAACCUCAGAGGAGAUCGUCGCCGACCCCUCGUACCUGAGCUCGGCUCUGGGCGUCUUUCAUGACGAGUGUUCGUCCACUAAAGUGAAGACGCAGCAGAAGAAGCUGCAGAUGUCGAUGCAGCAGCUUCUGCAGACCAUCCAGACGCCUUGCUGUCCGUCCUACACCGCCGCCACCCUGCUGAGGGCGCUGAGCAACGUCAACGACCAGUCCGUCCUGUCCGCCCUGCUUCCUGUUCUCGAUCGGUUCCUGGAACAGAGCGGCCCCGACACCCCGACCCUGCUGCGGGCCGAGGUCCAGCUGAUGCACCUCGUCCUGGGGAAGUACAACGAGACGUCGGCUCCCCUGCUGGCCCAGGACCAGAACUGUCUGGAUCUGUUCGUCAGAGCUCUGAGGACCUCGUCCCAGCCGCACCCGGACAUACCCAGCUGCCAGAUCGUCGCUCUGGAACAGAUCACGAAGCCGUUCUUCUCGGUCCUCGGAGACGAGAAGGUGCAGCAGAAGCUGCUGUCGGUGAUGUUCGACCUGCUGGUGGAGAGCAAGAGUCCUCAGGUGGCCAACACCAUCAGCAGCGUCUUCAAAGGGAUCGCAGUCGACGGUCAGCUGGUGGCUAAUGAGCUCGCUCCACCGGAGAAACCCAAAGUCAGUGUGACGGUGCAGCAGACCCGCAGGAGCAAAAUCACACAGAGGAAACCUCAGGACAGUGGUGAGGCCGGUCCAGAGGGGGGCGCUGUGCCGUGGCAGAGAGUCACUCUGAUCCUGGAGCUGCUGCAGCACAAGAAGAAGCUGAAGAGAGCCCAGAUGUUGGUGCCGGUUCUGUUCUCCCUGCUCUCCAGGAGUUUGGAGCCGAGCUCAGGCGAUCAAACCAACAUGGAGUACACCAAACAGCUGCUGCUCAGCUGUCUGCUCAAUGUCUGCCACAAGCUGUCUCCUGAUGGAGGACCGGUGCCGCCCGACGUCCUGGAUGAGGAUAAGUUCAGUGUGGAGCUCGUGGUUCAGUGCAUCAGAGCGUCCGACAUGCCGCAGACCCACCACCACGCCCUGCUGCUGCUCGGCUCCGUCGCCUCCAUCUUCCCUGAGAAAGUCCUCCACAACAUCAUGCCCAUCUUCACCUUCAUGGGAGCGAACAUCCUGCGUCUGGACGACGUUUACAGCUUCAGAGUCAUCGACCAGACGGUUCAGAUGGUCGUACCUGCGCUCAUCAAGGCCCAUCAACUCCCUGAUGGUCAGUCCUCGGCUCACGUGCACGCCGUGGUGACGAGGAUCGUGCACGUGUUCGCAGACGCUCUGCCUCACGUUCCCGACCACCGGCGGCUUCCUGUCCUCACCCAGCUGAUGACCACGCUGGGCCCCGCCCGCUUCCUCUGGGUCCUAAUGCUCCUCCUGUUCAAGCUGCACACGGCGCACUCCGGCAGCUCCGUGAGUGAGAAGGAUGCAGCUCUGGAGAGAGACGUAGACUUCUGGAUUUCUCUGUGCUGUCAGUUCGAGGUGACCGACCAGCUCACCUCGCUCAUCAACAUCCUCAACUUCCUGCUGCAGCUGCCAGACGACAAAGACGACGCUCCGGUGAAACGCUUGGUCGGCCGGCGAGGAGCCAGGAAGAAGGAGGAGGAGGAGGAGGAGAAGGUGGAGGAGCUGAUCUUCAGUGUGGAGGCUCACAGCAGCAAAGAGCUGAGACACUUCAAGUUCCUGUCCGUCUCCUUCAUGGCUCAGCUGCUCGGCUCGGCCGGCUUCAUCGGGAAGGUUGCAGACGGUGGCGACGUCCUGGAUGAAUCUCUGCAGCAGCUGCAGCAGAGGCUGUUGGAGGAAAUCCUGCACUACAUCCACAGCGUGGCUCGCUGCGUAGAGGAGAACGCCGACAAACCCACCGCCAAGUUCUGGAGAGUUCUGCUCAACAAAACCUACGAUGUUCUGGAUAAGGUGAACGCCUUGUUGCCCACGGAUACCUUCAUCACAGUGAUGAGAGGUCUGAUGAAGAAUCAGCUGGCGUCGGUCAGGAGAAAAGCCAUGGAGCUGCUCAACAACAAACUGCAGCACAGGACGCAGUGGGACGAUCAACAGGUCACCGUGCUCUUACAGCUGACCGGAGACCUGCUGAGCAUCGUGGGUAAAGGUCGCAGUAAGGUGAUGGAGGAGGAGGAGAAGGAGGCGGAGCAAGCCAUCAACCGUCAGACGGCGCUCUACAGCCUCAAACUGCUCUGUCGCAGUUUUGGCUCUGACCACCAGGAGGAGUUCGUCCCCGUCCUGCUGCGGGCGGUGGAGAUCGUCAUGGCGACGGAGGAGGAGAAGAACGUGACGGGCAGCGCUCUGCUCUGCAUCGCCGAGGUGGUCGGAGCGCUCAAGGCCCUCGCCAUCCCACAGUUACCCAGGUUGAUGCCGGCGGUGCUGCACACGCUGACAAACAGGAAGGAGCUCCUGACCAAUGAGAUUUACCUGCUGAGCGCUGUCACUGCCCUCCACAGAGUCACAGAGACGCUGCCGCACUUCAUCAGCCCCUACCUGCAGGACACCACCUUACAGGUGUGUCGGCUGACUCGGCUGGUGGAGACCUCCCUCUCCUCCACCUCCUCCGCCCAGCUCUCUGCUCGUCUCGCCUCCCUCAGGAGCACCCUGGCCACUCAGCUGCCCCCCAGGGUCCUACUGCCCACCCUCACCAAGUGCUACAGCAACCUGGUUGUGGAUAAGAAGGGUCAGCUGGGGGCGCUGAUGAGCAUCCUGAAGGAGCACGUUGCUCACAUGGAGAAGGAUCAGCUCAGCUUCCACCAAUCAGAGCUCACCUCUUUCUUCCUCACCGCUCUUGACUUCCGCGCCGAACACUGCCAGGGUGAUCUGGAGAAGACGUCGGAGGUGGAGGGCUCUGUGAUCGACUGUCUGAUCACCAUGGUGAUGAAGCUGUCCGAGGUCACGUUCAGACCGCUCUUCUUCAAGCUGUUUGACUGGAGUAAAUCAGGCAGUAAAGACCGUCUGUUGACGUUUUACCGUCUGUGCGACUGCAUCGCCGAGCGGCUCAAAGGUCUGUUCGUCCUGUUCGCAGGAAACCUGGUGAAACCGUUUUCAGACCUGCUGCGACAGACCAACAGCUCCAAGACCGACGAGUCGUUGUUCGACUCGGACGGCGGCGGACAGAAGAGCGCUCUGCUGCUUCAGUUCAUCCUCGACUGUCUCCGUAAGAUCUUCCUGUACGACACUCAGCGCUUCCUGAGCAGAGAGCGAGCCGACGCCCUGCUGGGCCCGCUCGUCGACCAGGUGGAGAACCUGGCAGGUGGAGAACAGGUGUACCAACAGAGGGUGACCCAGCACCUGGUUCCCUGCGUGGGUCAAUUCUCUGUGGCUCUGGCUGACGACUCUCAGUCGAAAACCCUCAACUACCAGAUCCUCCUGAAGACCAGGCACACCGACGCCAAGGUGCGUUUCUCCUCUCUGUUGAUGUUGAUGGAGUUGGCGUCGAAGCUGAAGGAAAACUACAUGGUGCUGCUGCCAGAGACCAUCCCCUUCCUGGCUGAGCUGAUGGAGGACGAGUGUGAGGAGGUGGAGCAGCAGGUCCAGAGAGUCGUUCAGGAGAUGGAGAACAUCCUGGGAGAACCACUGCAGAGCUACUUCUAACACACACACACACACACAGUAUGAGACAGACACACAACAGGUGAGAAGUUCAGACUAGAAUUUAAAGUCAACACAGUUUAUCUCUGAUCUGAAGUCAGAUUUCUACUUUUUAAGUAAAAGAAAUGAAUAAAACACUGCGUCAGCUCCAUCUCUUUAUUUUGGUUGAUUUGAUUUUGAAGAGAAAAUAGAGCCUCAAAUAAAUCCGAUCCUUUCUUUACUGAA
Messenger RNA from Lates calcarifer (barramundi perch), 6847 nucleotides. It is a transcript of the gene heatr1, whose product is annotated as HEAT repeat containing 1. NCBI's taxonomy places the organism in Eukaryota, Metazoa, Chordata, Actinopteri, Centropomidae. The record is from RefSeq and is a predicted model, not a curated record. Gene Ontology annotation, cellular component: t-UTP complex; 90S preribosome; small-subunit processome. Gene Ontology annotation, molecular function: snoRNA binding. Gene Ontology annotation, biological process: positive regulation of transcription by RNA polymerase I; maturation of SSU-rRNA from tricistronic rRNA transcript (SSU-rRNA, 5.8S rRNA, LSU-rRNA).